UUCAGACAACCGCCCCCCGCCUCCUGUACAACAACACUAGCUGGGCAAGGCUAUCCGACAACAACAAUAAUGGAGGAACUAAACAGCAUACUACAAAAAACCAAAGAUAAAUCAACGCAGAAGGAGCAGGAUGAGAUUCUGCUGCAGCCCUUCACAUACAUACAACAGAUUCCUGGGAAGCAAUUCCGCUCCGAGCUGGCCUUGGCCUUCAAUCACUGGUUGCUCAUACCGGCCGAGAAGCUGGCGCAGAUCGGGGACAUUGUACAGAUGCUGCACAAUUCCAGCCUGCUCAUUGAUGAUAUUGAAGACAAUUCGAUACUUCGCAGAGGUGUGCCCGUGGCGCAUUCCAUUUACGGAGUAGCCAGCACGAUAAACGCGGCCAACUACGCCCUCUUCCUGGCCCUGGAGAAGGUGCAACAGCUGGGACAUCCAGAGGCCACCAAAGUCUAUACAGAGCAGUUGCUGGAACUGCAUCGGGGACAGGGUAUGGAGAUCUACUGGCGCGACAGCUUCACCUGCCCCUCGGAAUCCGACUACAAGCUGAUGACAGUGCGAAAAACCGGGGGUCUGUUCAUGCUGGCCAUUCGAUUGAUGCAGCUGUUCAGCAGCAACAAGGAGGACUACUCCAAGCUGACGGCCAUUCUGGGCCUGUACUUCCAGAUACGCGACGACUACUGUAAUCUCAGCUUAAAGGAGUAUACGGAGAACAAGAGCUUCGCCGAGGAUCUGACGGAGGGCAAGUUCGGCUUCCCGGUAAUCCAUGCGGUGCGCACCCAGAAGCAGGAUAAACAGGUUUUACACAUAUUACGCCAGCGCACGCACGACAUUGAGGUCAAGAAGUACUGCAUCAGCCUGCUGGAGAAGCUGGGUAGCUUUCAGUAUACACGCAAGGUGCUGGAGACCCUCGAUGCGGAAGCGCGAGCCGAGGUGGCCCGACUGGGCAGCAAUCCGUACAUGGACCGGCUGCUGAACAAGCUGCUCUCGUGGAAGACCAGCGACAGCGCCAGCAUCACCCAGUCGAACCAGAUCAAUCACAACAACGUGUCCCGGACCAGCCCCAACCAGAACACGCUCAAUUGCAAUUAGCAGCCAAAGAGGCAAAAGAGGGAGCAAUUGUGAAUUGUGAUUGCCAACGGCAGAGCCAGAGCCUCUUUUGCCGCCAACCAGAGAGUGAGGAGUCAUCAGCAGCAGCAGCAACAGAAUCAUCACCAGGCCAGCAGCCAGGCGCCAAAUGCCUGCCUCAUUGCAUCCCUGCUGCGAUUUCUGCAGAAACUUAAAAUAUUCUGAUACAUAUUUUUGUGUUACCCUUGGCGCCACGUUUUAAUUUCAAAACCCAAAUGUGGGAAGGAUGGAAAUAGGAAAAAGAAAUAGAUAUGGAAUUGGAAUUGGAAUUUGAAGAGAAAAACCAACAGCAGCCUUACACAAAAUUGUUAAGCCAAAAGUAAAGAGUUAGAGAGAGUUAUAAGCCAAGCUUAUAGCGGCGAGCCAUAGCACAGCUUUCCAAGAAUUUGUUUAUGUUUUAGUUGAAGCGUUUAGUUUAGUUUGAAUGAUUAGCCCCCCUUUCCCGCAUUAACUUAAUUAUAGGAUAAAUGCAAUUUUUUUAGGCUCUCGUAUUUCUAAGUGUCUCAUAUUUCGUAUUCGUAACUCGAUGGGGUGAUUCUUGAAGCAAUUUUUUCGAUUUCUAAGUGUCUAAGUGUCGUUAUUUCCAACUCAACUCAACUCACACUCGAAACAAAAUGUGCACUUCCUUUAUCGACGUUGUUCCAUUUUAAUUGUUAAAUUCGUAUACAUACGUACUAUUAACGACAAAUUGUUAACGUUUUAUGCAACAACUACACGAAAAAAAAUCAACAAAAAUAAGUGACAAAAACCUACAAGUAUAUAUUGCAAAUAAUGAUAAUGAUGCACUGCACAGCAGAUUUUUGCACAUUGCACCACCUAAAGUAUAUAUUAUAUAUGAAUAUAUAUAUUUUUAUUGUAGUUAUACACUUGAAACAGAAAACUAACUAACUGAAAACUGAGAAAUCGGCAGAGGAGCGAGGAUUUAACAGAUUGCUGAAGCGAUAAAUGAAACAAAUUGUAAACUAUGCAAACAUUUUAUGGUAGGACUACGACGACUAAUAGCCGAGGAUAACUACUGAAGCAGGAGCACCUAACAUUUUGCCCAUAUACCACUACUGGAGUAACAUUGAAAUAUAUGUACAUGUAUUUAAAUAAAUAUUUAUGCAAGUUGUCAACUGAA
Drosophila ananassae is the source of this 2242-nucleotide messenger RNA. It is a transcript of the gene qm, whose product is annotated as geranylgeranyl pyrophosphate synthase. Gene Ontology annotation, biological process: isoprenoid biosynthetic process. The transcript has 7 exons. Gene Ontology annotation, molecular function: prenyltransferase activity. NCBI's taxonomy places the organism in Eukaryota, Metazoa, Arthropoda, Insecta, Diptera, Drosophilidae. Bases 70 to 1086 code for a protein of 338 amino acids. The record is from RefSeq and is a predicted model, not a curated record.